AUGACAAAUACAGAGCAGUAUUCGAGUGUUAUUACAACAAAUACAAGUAAUAAUAAUUCCGCAUUGCCUAUGGACAUAGGAGAAAGAACUACAAAUUCAUCUUCUCACAAGAAAACGUUUUCAGAGAAUACAAUUUCAACACUACCCCUUUUAAAUGAUGAUCAGAUGAGAGAAAUCUAUUGUACUCAAACGACGCAAAAUAACUUGGAAUAUUCAUCCAAUCAACAAAUUAUGGCUCCAAAUCUUGUAGCAAAUAAUAAUGAAUUACAAGACUUAUCUAAUCGUUAUGAAUUGAUUGAAGAAGAAAAUAAAAAAUUGUUGGAGAAAUUAAAUGAAUCCGAAGAUACUGUUAAGGCAUAUGAAAACGCUUUUAAUGGACUCGAAAAAGAUGAAACUCUUAAAAAUAAAAACGAAGAUCUUCUUGAAACUAAUAAGAAAUUGGUCAAGCAAAAUUUUGAACAAACACUCAAAUUAAAAGAACUUCUUCCCUAUCGAUCAAGAGUUGAGGAAUCACUUCGGAUUGUUGAUGAAUUACGACAAGAAAAUAAUGAACUCAAAGAUGAAAAGAAUUCUCUUGGAAGAAAAUAUUCGAGAUUGAAACAAAAUUUCAACGAUCAAAAAAAUACUUUACAACAAUUGAAACAAAACAAUGAAAAUAGAUGUAAUGAAUUAGAUCAAAAAUUAAAAGAUCUAAGAUCUCAAAUCCGAACGUUAAGACAAAAGAAUACCGAAUUAGAAGAUGAAGCAUCAAGCUAUCAAUCUGCUCUUGGAGUUGCGACGAAUUUUAAAUUAAGUGACGAUGAUCAAAAUCAUACAGCUCAAUUUAACGAUGAUAUUUUAGCAUUACAUGAUACUUUAGAAAAUUAUGUCACGAAUUUGAAACCUAAAAUAGACGUUAAUGUGGAUGAAGCGAAGAAGCUUUUAAUUGAGUAUGGAAGCCAAGCCAAAAUUUCCAGUAAAGACCCAAACAAACCGCUUAUUAAAGCUGUUUUACAGCGCCACGUACUUCGAGAGAUUUUAAAAUAUGUGGUCGAUUAUUUCAAACGUAAUAAUAAGGAAUACUACCUUGAAUCAGACAUCGUCGCGAAAUCUAAUAAGUUAAUUGAAUUAAUGGGACGAUUUUGCAACACGCGUGUCGGUGAUGAUGAAGUAACUCGAGUUACGCCAAUAAAAUUACGUCAGCAGGUUUAUACUGCGCUUGGAUCUCGAGGGUUUAGCAAUAUCAAAAAAUCUGAUGGAGAUUCCGUGCAUGAUUAUAUAAAUUAUGUCUCAAAGAAAAUUAAUGAGAUGAUAAACAUUUAUCGUGUUAUUAAAGACAUUGAAAAGAAAAAGUAUGUGGAUGCUUUAGCGGAAGAUUUAAUUCGAAAUGUUUUUAGAAUUUUUUAUUUUCGUUCUAAUAUUCAAGAACCAAAAGCUCAGUUUCACUGGUUUAAUUAUAAUGAUAAAAUCGAUAAAUCCCUCAUGAAAGGCAGCUGGGGAGAAGAUGAGGAUGAUUUGGUUGUUGAAGUUUGUUCUUUCCCGCUAAUUUAUUCAGAUACAAACGGUUUGAAAAUUUAUACCCCUGCAAAAGUCUUUCCAGUUCAGUUUGUGAAACAAAGUUUUACCGAAAAAUUACAGAAUGUGGGUCAGAAAAUCAAAAAAUCAAUUUACAAUGGAGCAAAAUCGACAGAAAAUGAUAGUUCAGAUCAAGACGAACAAUCAAAUGAUAAAACUGAUAAAUCUGCCACAUCGAUCUACUCUGAUGAAUCAGAUUAUUAUUCUCCUACUGAAGAUAAAGGCAAUUAUUGUGAUCCAAUCAUGACUGGAGAGGAUCACAAUCAAGAUAGAGAUAGCAUUCAAGAAAAUGAAUAUCAAACAUCAAAUGCGACUAUUACUCAAGAGAAUGUAAAUAUGUAA
This is a messenger RNA of Funneliformis geosporum, 1896 nucleotides long. The record is from the annotation of a GenBank genome assembly. Lineage: Eukaryota; Fungi; Glomeromycota; Glomeromycetes; Glomerales; Glomeraceae.